Messenger RNA from Wyeomyia smithii (pitcher-plant mosquito), 588 nucleotides. RefSeq lists its product as uncharacterized. The record is from RefSeq and is a predicted model, not a curated record. Gene Ontology annotation, cellular component: nucleus. The transcript has a single exon. Bases 1 to 588 code for a protein of 195 amino acids. NCBI's taxonomy places the organism in Eukaryota, Metazoa, Arthropoda, Insecta, Diptera, Culicidae. Gene Ontology annotation, molecular function: zinc ion binding.
AUGUCUUCUUUAAAACCGGUUUGCCGUAUCUGUCUUUCAACCGACGAAUUACAAGUAUCCCUGUACGGUCAGUAUGCGGAUAAGCACAAAAUUCUGACCAAGAUCCGCGUGUGUUUGCCGAUUUCGAUCGAGCGGGAUGACAGCCUUCCGAAAACGAUCUGCCACAACUGCGUGGCCCGGUUGGAUCAGUAUUACGAUUAUUAUUGCAACUCACUGACCAGCCAGCGGGUGCUCGAAGAUGGUAAGAUGACGUAUCGAGACAUUUACAAGAGUAAAGUGAUGCAAGGAUUGACUGCAGCGGCGGAACGACGGGAUGUGCUAGCGGAACAGGAACGGACGGUUCCGGCGCUGGCUGCAGCCAUCCAACGGCCGUGUGAAGGCAAACUGUCACAGUGUUCCCAGCGAUCAAGGGUGCCGUGUUCGGGCAGCACCUACGUGAUCGUACCGCGCAGCCCGGGACCGCUUCCUUCGAACAGCUUUCUGGACAUCAAGCACAGCCACCGGAAGAAGAGUCGCAGCGGCUUCUCGAAGAUGAGAUUUCGCACCUACGAUGAACGGAAGGAUGAAUCGCCACUGCGGUUCGAUUGA